Messenger RNA from Plectropomus leopardus (leopard coralgrouper), 1430 nucleotides. It is a transcript of the gene snapin, whose product is annotated as SNAP associated protein. NCBI's taxonomy places the organism in Eukaryota, Metazoa, Chordata, Actinopteri, Perciformes, Serranidae. Gene Ontology annotation, cellular component: BORC complex; BLOC-1 complex; synaptic vesicle. Gene Ontology annotation, molecular function: SNARE binding. Gene Ontology annotation, biological process: synaptic vesicle exocytosis; intracellular protein transport; lysosome localization. The record is from RefSeq and is a predicted model, not a curated record.
GUGUUGAUGUUUUACUAAAAUGGCGUCAGCGGCUCUAGUUGCGACUUCUUCGGGCAAAGAUGCGAUCGCCGAGGGGUUGCUGGACCUCCUGAGACCGGCUGUUCAGCAGCUCGACCUGCACGUGCACUCAGUCAGAGAAAGCCAGGUAGAAUUAAGAGAACACAUAGAUAAUCUGGCCACAGAGUUAUGCCGGAUAAAUGAGCAUCAGAAGGUGGCUUUAGACCUGGAUCCUUAUGUGAAGAAGCUGCUGAAUGCAAGACGUAGAGUUGUGCUAGUAAACAACAUACUACAGAAUGCUCAGGAACGUCUGAGGCGACUCAACCACAAUGUGGCCAAGGAGACAGCGCGAAGAAAGACCAUGCUGGAGGCUUCAGGAGUGUUCACCUCCCGCUCCCCCAGUAAACCCUGAGCCGCUGCUUCCUGCUUUGUGAAGAGGGACACAGGAAACUGUAACAUGAUGAGUCUUUCUUCGCCAUUUAGUUAACCGUUUGUCUAAUGACGUACUGAUGUCCUGCACUGCUUUAUGUGAUGUUGUCGUAAUAAAAAUCCUGGAUGCUAUCUGUUUACCGUUAGGCAGCUGCAAAAUGGCAAAAUACAAUAGAAUCAGCUUUACAGGUGCUUUUCACAGGGUUCGUACAAGGUGCUUGAAGUGUUUGAAUUCGACACUCUAUCUAUCUAUCUAUAAAGUACUUGAAUAUAAUUGAGAGGAAAACAGGAUGAUGAAUAAUUUUAUUAAAUGUAUUAGAUAAUUGUGUUAAGCUGUGGUUGCAGUUAUUUUCUAAUGCUGUGUUAGUGCAAAUGGGUCGGUUAACAGCAGUAAAUACUCGGCACCGGCCUGCAAAACAGCCAUACUGAAGCAGCGUGAGCAGUUAGCAUGAGUUCUGAUCUGUAUUUUGGCAGUGCAUAAGCAGCAAUUAUUAAUAAUAAAUUGAUUUUAGGCACUGGUAGCAUGUGGUUGCUCCAUUUACAAAUUUGCACAAUUUUCUUGUAACAGAUAGUUACGGUGAAAACAGUUUCUUAAAUAAAAAUGAGUGCUUAAAAAAAGUACUUGAAAAUCCUUGAAUUUGAUUCGCCCCUGUCUGUACGAACCCUGUUAUCAUCAUGCUAACGUGUCUCCUCCCCACUAACGUCAAUUGUGUGUCUUCCUCUCAUCUUGGCUGCUCCUAGCAAGGGAGUGAGUGAGAGAAGUGAGAAUGAAAGUGCCGAAACUGCCAAAUGAGAAAUUAUUGAUUCUAAGUGGCAUCAGAAGAUGUGUCUAAUGGCUAACCAGAAUGCAUUGGAGUACUGGUAACUGUUUAUCAUUUAACUGGUGAUGCCGCACUGUUACUGGUGUUUUUGUGAUCUGCAUUGUGUUCUGCAACAUUUCUAUUCUUGUUUACAUUUUUACGUUGUAAAAUUUGUUAAUACAAGUAAAUGCAGUUACACCAAAA